UGAACUUGCUGUCUGGAGGCACCCGUAUCAAUCCCACCCUUUGUGUCCUGUGGAAAUCAUGCUAAUUUGCACAGACAGCAAGAGUGCAGUGCCACGGGAGAAAGUUGCUUAUGUGUUCUGGUACGACCAUGUGAAAGGAUGGUGGGAGAAGAAGCAGGACCACCCCAUUCUCUACUUGUUCUAUGAGGCCAUGAAAGAGGACCUAAAGCGUGAAAUUCAGAAGGUGAUGCAGUUCCUGGGGAAGGACCUGAUGGAGGAGGUUCUGGAUAGGAUUCUGUAUCACAUGUCAUUUGAUAUGAUGAAGGAGAAUCCCACCACCAAUUAUAAGAUGGCUCCUGCUUUCCUGGUUGAACAAGGAUAUUCCCCUUUCAUGUGCAAAGGGAUUGCUGGUGACUGGAAGAAUCACAUUACUGUGGCCCAGAAUGAGAGGUUCAAUGCAGACUAUGAGGGGAAGAUGGCUGGGACCACCCUGUGGUUCCCAACAGAGGUCUGAUAUACCUGGAGUCUCUGUGUCAG
Alligator sinensis (Chinese alligator) is the source of this 516-nucleotide messenger RNA. RefSeq names its product sulfotransferase family cytosolic 1B member 1-like. The coding region runs from base 59 to 493 and encodes 144 amino acids. The record is from RefSeq and is a predicted model, not a curated record. Gene Ontology annotation, biological process: sulfation. Gene Ontology annotation, molecular function: sulfotransferase activity. Lineage: Eukaryota; Metazoa; Chordata; Crocodylia; Alligatoridae. Gene Ontology annotation, cellular component: cytoplasm. The transcript has 4 exons.